AGAGAACAUUUCUCAGUUGUUCGCUAGACGGAGCUGUUUCAUAACCUUUUUUCGGACAAGUCGUAGCGGAGUGGCUAUCAUCAUCAUCAUUCCAUAUAUAAGUGAUUCUCUAACAAGGGAAGAAGGGAAAAUGUUCUUGCCAACCUGACCCGAGUUGCUGGAAGAGAGUGUUUGAAGCGAAAUUUUCGCGAUGCGUUUUUCCGGAUGAUAACUGAAGCAAAGUGGUAGUUCUUGAUCAAAAUGUAGUCCAUUAGUGGCACGGUGACUGCAGGGAGCGCGAAACGUUCGUGAAAUUCAGUGGAAGUGUGAAUUUUAACGCUAGAAAAUCGCUGGAAAAAGUUGAAUGUUUGUGUACUAAAUUAUUGAUUUUUUCCCCAAAAUCAAAACCAGUUCUACGCGAGAGAGCUUUCGAAGAAAUUUGGUGAACUUGAGCAUUUCAGUAAGUGGAAAGUGUCCCUCGUCACGGACCUGUCUGGAAUUACCAUGGCCUGAGGGCUAGGAAACAGCAAAAAAUUGUACACCGCUGCAGAAAAUUGAAAGACAUGCAGCCGCGAUAAUUGGACGAUCGGAAAUUGUGUUGCGAAUAUUUCGCGGAUGGCAGCAAAUUUAUAAGUCCCGCGACAUGCACCAUUCUGGGGCCCGAGGGUAAUAAUUCAAUUCAUCGGAUGGAGAAAAAAUAAACUUUCCACAAGUGAACGUCAUUGCCCCGAAGCACAGAAGAAUUAUCAUGAUGUAAUAAAUUAUGGCAAUUGAUUGAAAAGAUACGUUUGAGUGACCUCCCGAGCCAGCCAAGUGUGUACGAUUGUGCAGAUUGGGAAAACAAUGCCUCAAACAUUUCCCCGCUUUCCACAGUAGGUAAACCACGGUCGUACGCAAAAAAAAAUAUCAGCAAAACUGCCCGUAUAGCAUAUAUCGUAUAUGUGAACAUGUAUGAAUGGAGUGUGUAAAAACGAGCCCCGAUUUGGUGGUAGCGAAAUAGCACGAUAUACGAAACAGGAAAAAGUUUAUCGAGGUUGAAAUGGGGCUCCACAAAUAAAGUGUUGGUCAAAUAACAAACAAACGUGACACAGCGAACACUCGAGAGGGUCGUAAGCACAGCCUGGGCGCUUACUGACCCACCCCAUCCCAGACACGGUAGAUGAUGGUCUGGAAACAGCGGCCAUUGAAUGCAACUCGGUACUGCGCCAGUGAAUGGGUGAAAACACAUCAAAUCGUUCGUGAACAAAACCGGGGAAAAAGUGUGCUGUUCGGUGGGUGCAUGUGCAUGUUAGGGCGCGCACAAAAAUAGUUCUCAUCUAGCGCAAUUGCAACUCCAACUGGGGUAGAAGUAAUUACAAAAUUUAAUUCAAAUUUAAUUGAAUCCAGUCGAAGCUUGCUUUCCGAUAAUAGUUGGUCUUGGUCACAUGGGGGGAGUAUUUCAAAAACAAAAACUACUUUUUUGAUUUUGAGUGUAUUUUGACAAUACGAAACACGAGGAGCACACAACAAUAAAUAUAAAUGGAACAAAUCGAUUACACAUUGCAAUAAAUUCUACAAAUAUCUUACCGUGAGUGAUACGUGGUGAGACAGACUUUGGACAUCAAACUGGAAGGGUUGGUGCUCUAGGGCUAUGGCACCGACAUCUUGUGGCCCCGGGAGGCCACCUCCGCUUUUAGGGCGGCGACGCCGAUGGCGACCAAGUAGUGCCCGGCUGAUGCUGGCUCACUGGGCACUGCUGCUGAUGACGACCUUGGCAGUUGUUGAUCUACACGUCGCAAAGGCCGAGAAAACGAAAACCUAUCACAUGGAUUCGAUUUGUAAAAAUCAUUUUCUACAACAACUAUAUAGGAAAAUAGAUGGUGCUACACUUUCCUCCAAGAACGAGAGAAAUCUAAACUGUGUUAUCACGUUUCAAACACACUCGAUACUGCAGAGAUUUAUGUUACGUUUCGAUAUGCUACAAUUAGACUGUAAUGAUCAUUUAUAUGUAUAUGAUGGAGCACACGCUGUCGGUGUACAUAAGGCGGAUUUAAGCUGUAAGGACACAAAACAAUCAUUGGGAGCGAUGUACACGAAAACGAACUUUCUCACAUUAAAGUACGUGACCGACAAUUGGGGCACGGAAACGAACGGUUUCAAAAUGGUUAUAACCUCCAUCAAGGAUUCCAAACUCAACUGUGGCGAUUUCCGGUGUGCCACACGGGAGUUCUGCAUACACCAGGACCUGAUAUGUGAUGGAGUGCAUCACUGUACGGACGGAUCGGACGAAGCCGUGGGAUCGUUAUGUCCGGCGCCGAACGAGUACAUGAAGACGAUCUUCGGGAUAGACAUGAACUGGAUCAUCCUGAUUGGCGUGAGCACUCUGUGCCUGUGCGGACUCAUCGUGGGCCUCACGGUCUGUGUGUUUCUGCGGAACUCGCGCCCUGCCGGAGCUCCCAAUCAACUCAAUUCGUCGAUACAAUUGAAUCAGAUGAUCGAAUCGAACGGUUCGUCGAAGCAUGUGCAUGGAACACUGCCGCGGGAAACAACAACGCUACCUGCUUCGGGAAACUUGGAUCACCCUGCGGGACCAUUAGGGUACCUCCGCAUUCCACACAAAUUGAUGGCCAAAGUCCGUCCCAUUUGGUGCCUGGCAAAUUAAGACAAUUAGGUCCGGAUUUAUCGCAGCAAACCGCACAGAAGGACGAGUGGUUUGUCUAGAGCUAGACAGGAAACAAAUAGAGCAACAAAAAUGAAAAUCACCAAAAAUAAGAGAUUCUUGCAAACAACAACAACAACAACUAAAAAGUUACAAUAUCGGAAGUCGCAACAGCACUAGCACAAGUUGAAUGGGCACGAAGAAAUAGAACAGAACAAUAACCAUCGCAGCGGAAGAACGGGAAAUUGCAGCAAACAUCCGAACAAGAGUGAAAAACAGAGAAGAGAUGGAUCGAGACCAACAUAACAACAUUGAGUGAAACAACUGUUAGAAAAGAUCGAAGAACGAAAACGCACUUAUUCGGAGGAGAGUAAAGAACAAGAAGCAGCAAUCUAAAGAUCACGAUCAUCACAAGCGAGAGUGGAAUUAAUCUUCUUAAAAUUCAGAACAUACAGCAAUGCAACUUUUUUCACGUUUUUUCAAGAGCAAUCGACGCGAAGAUCGCCACAAAGAACAACACUUUUCACUUGAAAACAGUGUGCGACAUAGUGUAAAGUACUCAUCGUCGAGGAGAACGUGAAACAAGAAUCAGCGAAACAAAAAAAAAAUAGCACACAGAAGCAUCCGUAGUAGAAGAAAACAACAGAGAAGAUGAUGAAGGCAAGAGGAUCAGCAAAAUUUUACCAACAAAAACAAAACCAAUUUUCGAAAAGUUUAAAACAAAAUCAUCCAUUCCGACAAACGAACAAAUCACGCAAUUGGAGAACAAUUUUUGGCACUAUAUGAAGACUGUCUGGUUGGUCAUCAAAAACCGCGCAGGGUGUAUAUUCAAAAGGGAGUAUCAGUGUACCCAAACAUCUAGCAAUUAUCUGUAAAUAGUGAACAAAGAAUAAAAAAAUAAACAAAAACUAAUUCAAGCGAGCAGAGUGAAUGCAUUACACGUAGUUUCAAAGUAGAUUGGUUUGAAUGGCUGCGUGAUCGAAGGGGUGUGAGCCUGAAUGUGAAUGAGUGUGCGUGCGUAGCAAAUCCGCUAACUACUAAUAAGAAAAUGAGCGAAAAAAUGUACGAAAACCAUGAAAAACUAAGCAAAAGUUUAAUGUAAAUCUAAUGUAGUGAAUAUAUAACUGGAAGGAGCUGUGGAAGCAGAGAGCGAAUGAGUCUAUAGCUUUAGAGAAAGUAAUACUUUGAAAUCAUUGAGAGUUUAAAACUACUGUGUACAGUACAGAAGAGAACAGAUGAAGAAAAAAAAACUAAGCGAAAGAGAGCGGAACUAGUUCAUUAAAGUAAUUAGAGGAAAGAUCAUACAUUAAUUAUCAUUGAGCUCUUCUGCUCGGUGAAAGUUGAAACAGGAAGCACGGAACUCACGGUCUACCGAGUAGAACACUUUAUGUUUCAUUCCAACUAAAAACUUGAAAAUAUCACUGUCUGUCGAAAGUAAUAUAACAGAAACAAAACAAAAAAUCGGAAAAAUAAAUGUUUGUGUGUCUGUGCAUCACGCGGGGGACACAGAAACAAAACCAAAUGAAUCCAAAGGAGGAAGCUAGCUUCGAAUUAGUUGCGAACACAAGAUGCAAGUUGGCCGGGGGAGAAAUGCUCGCGCGGGGGGUGCUGCCACACGCCUGGCUAGAAAUGCGGAAGGAAAACUAAUUAAAUUCAAAUAAAUUUUCUCCUUCCCCUUGGUAGGAGUAAUGUCCGUCGAACGCUGGGACGCUGCAUAAAAACAGAGAUCUUAUCUUCGACAGUUGGAAAAGCGGCAAGUGGGGCUUAGCAGCAGGAGGAUAACGAGUGCAAGCGAUUGAAUAAAUGAGGCAGAGGAGAAUGCUGAAUGCACCACUCUGAACUGGUUUUGUAAGUUCACAUUUUACAACAAUUGAUCCACCCACUACUACUGAAAGGAGCGAACAAGAGAGAGCAAUGUAGAAUGGUGCUGGUAUGUGGGUGAGGUAGUUGAUAUUUUCUAUUUAGCCAGCGGAUGCAUUGAUUUGCAUAAACUGCAGCUAUAAUCAGAACGAGUUUACUGUACUCGAACGGGAAGAAAGGUAGGAGAACUCGUUCAUUCGAAACAAAUUCAAGGAAGGUAUCCUUUUUUCUGUGCAAAUCUGCAUUCAACGCGAUGCUGCUCGUGUGUCAACACUUUUAAUUAAACUAACGGAAGUGUGGCCGUGAACAGAUGGGAAUAUCGCACUAUAGGUGAACUUGAAAUAGGGAAGUUUCAUUGUCGACUUGUAAUUAGAUUGCAAUGUUAGCAAUCGAUUCUGUAUUUCCACAACGGACAGUUGGAAUGGGUUUAACCUUAUCCUUGUCAGUUUCAUCAUUAUGUGUUUUUGUAUAAUUCAAACAUGUUGGAUUUGGGAAUACUUCUUGUGCACAUCGUGCUGACCGAGAACUGAGUUACUCAACCGCACAAUGUUACACCCAUAGAACUAUGUGUAUAUAGUAAAAACAACACACACAAACGAAUUUCGAAUGAAAAUGAGAAAAACUCCCCAUUGAGUGAAACGUGACAGCUUUUGUAGCAGUGGAAAAUUGUGGCUAGCGAGCGUUGGAAGAUAUCGCAUAUCCUGCAAUCUGUGGUACUCUGCACUGUUUGCUCGCUCUCGGGAGGUGGGGAAGGAUUACAAACCGGAAAACUUAAAUAAUAUUAUGAUAUUAAAUUAUCUCCCAUAAUAUUAUCGUUAUCAUCUUUCUUCUCACUAACUAGACGAAGGCGCCACUCGUAAUCAUUUGCGCUAAUCUCUGCUCGGGGUACAGAUGCUGAAUAUUACCGAGCGAGCGAGUUGUGUAACUUCCUCCCAAAAAUCCUAGCUGAGAAAUUACCAUAUCUGGUUCAGCUUCUUAGUAGUGGAGAGCAAAAGUUUUCCCUUGCUUAGGAUAAACAUCCCGAUUUAGGUGUUUACUCCUCCGUUCGUAGUUUAGUUCGAAACGAGCGAUAAAAAACGGAGGAUCCGCGAAGAAUCAACGAUAGGCUAAUUGUGAAAAUUACAUAGUAAAUAGAUCCACGCGCUUCUGUCCCAUUAAAAUUAAUUAGUCAGCAUUUGAAGCGGAGCGAAAAGCAACGCUGGAGAUUGAUAUUUUAUUUUCACUGCCGGACUGCCGGUUGCUGAACAAGCAGCAUGUAUUUAUCGUAUCCUUGUGAAUAGGAGUCGUGUUGAUAGAUUAAAUAAAUUAUCUUAUCUUUUUUUGUGAAUGGCAGCUCGCUUCAAAAAUCACACGGCUAUUCAUUUUGCUCGGUGUGCAUUUUCUUCAGAGCGAACCAUUUUUAGCGUAACUGGCCAUUUCCGUGACAGUACCCCUUGGAAAGCAGGUGACGAAGUGGGAUAGAAUUGAAUUAGAAACUAUCGGAUUGCUUCUCAGAACCGGAGCACUAUACACACACUCAUAGUCAAAUCCAUUCAAUCGAUGUGAUAAUCGAUGGGAAAACAUAAGAUCGAUGUGAUGUUGAAUAUUUAAAAAAAGUUCUAGACUUGUAAACCCAUGUACUGCAAACAUAAAACAAUCAAUAGAGCAGCGUCUUUAUGAAGUACAAUAGAAAUUUACUCAAAGGCACCCACGCAUUCACAGAAAAAAAAACACUGUUGCGGGAAGCAUAAACCACACUCACCCUAAAGAGGCAUCGCGUAAACUAUGGAAAAUUAACGUGAAAAUAAUAGAAAACCCAAAACAAAAUCAUCAUAUCAUUCGCCACAUGGUUCAAUAACAUUUAUCUCAUUUAACAGAGAUACAUUUACCCGAAGGAGAUUCACCCGAAUGUGAAUUCAUUUAAUCGAAUGAAAUAUAAGAAAAAAAAUUGAUUAUGAUGUUUAUCAAAUCACCUGAUAGAAAAAAUGAAUAAUUCAAUUCAAAGUUAAAGAGUAGCUCAUUUUUUUUGAACAAAUAAUAAUUUUGUAAACAUAUUAUAUUUUGAUUUCCGCUUCAUUUUCUAUAAAUUAUUCGACUUUGUUUUCCUCUCUAUAUUCUCUACAUUUCGAAAAAAUGUUUGCUUUCGAUUUCCUUAGUAGUUAUUAAAUCUGAAAAAAGCUACAAUAACUACAUUGAUAGGCAAAAUUAAGUGUUCAUCUCAUCGUUUUUUGAUUUCUGAUUUUUAGAUUCAUUUUCAAUUUCACCUCUGGAAUACCAUACCAAUACUCGAAGAAAACAAAAUUAACUUGCAUUUAAAAAACUAUGGGUGAGUUAUACCUAAGAUAUAACCGCUUGGUUGACGUAGGGCUAGCGUUGACUUAGUGAUCAUUUGAGUGUAUUGAUGAAAUUAUUGAUUAAACCAAUUCAUGCAUUAUGAUAGAUGACUUCCUCCGUUGCAAAUUUGACGUAUGACAUAAUUCCUUGUUCAUUUCAUUCAUUUAUGGUGGACUUCCAAAACAUGUGAACGGAAGAAUGGCUGAACGAUCAAUGUAUUGUAGAUUUUUUGCUGGGUACAAAAUUACCCGCACCAUGCAUUUAUUUUGUAACACUGAUUUUCCCAGACUCAUAAGUUUUGAAAUCCCUGGUAAAGAAACACACCUUGCAUCUAUUUUGCAAUGCUCAUUUCCUCGGGCUCGUUGGAUUUGAAAUCUGUGUUAGAGAAACACACAGAUUUAGCGAUCGUACAUCAACCGCUGUGCAAUCAUAAUUGAGUGGACUUCCGAGCGGGCAUUCAUUUAUAUACGAUUUGCCGAACCCGCCACUUUCGGUUGAAUAGCUCGAAUUUUGAUCAGUCCGUCCCGAGAACUGUUUUCCAAAAUUCUCGAGGAUUAUGCCAUUUGGCUUUGUUUGCCCCGCUGAUAAAUCGACGCUUCUGGGCUACUUUGCUAUUCAACCUCCCUGCUACAAGACGGCGACGAAUGGUUCGACUGGAAAAUGAUAGCUGAAGGGUUUCCUAGACAGUUACCUCUGGAUUAUUCUUAACUUGGCGCAUGAUCUCGGUGUCCGUUAUGCGCUUCCGGCAUUUGCCAUGGUGAUCCACCACUGAACCGAACCUUUUUUUAGUUUCAGAAGAAUUUUACCAGCCGCUGCCUGGCUGAUACUGUAAUUCCUAGCGAAAGCCUGGUGCGAUUCAUCGUUUUGCACAUCACAAACCACCGAUUUUUGAAUUUACAAGGGAAUUGCUUUUCUCAAUUUUUCCAACUGAAUCCUAUGUAAUCACGUGUAUAAAUGCACCAUCUGUGGCCGUUUUGUUCAAAUCAUGACAAAAUGUAAAAACAUAAGCAAUCGAGGGGUCUCCCGAUGGAAACUUAUCGACAACAUAUCGAUCUUCGGAGUGGGCACUUUUUUAUCAUUUUUUUUUCAAUAAAAAUUGAUUGUUUGGUUCUUUUAAAUAAAACACUUUUUGUUUAGUCCAUAAGUCCAAUUUUAAUGAAUAUCAUGAACAAGGUGUCAAAGAUUAUUGCAAUUUGUUUAUUUUAAUUUGAACCUAAUCUUCUAUCUGGUAUUUAAACAUUACAUUACCAUCAACUGACCACAAACGCGCAACAACCUUUUUACACAGAGCGAUUAGCCGAGCUGACAGUUAAACCAAUACUGAACCGGAGAACGAUGAGCGCACUCAUACCAUGAAAUUGGCGUACAUACGAGGUAAAUCAAGUUGGCAAAGUAUACUUAAAUUGGUAAACAAAAUAUGGCGUCGUCAUUAUUUGCAUUCAAUAUGGAAUGUAUAUGGAAGAAACAAAAUAUGUUAUGAGCAAAAUUGCUCAUGAAAUCAUGUAACUGAUUGUUCGAAUUGUGUUUUAUGGAUGAAAAUUGUAUUGUAACUAAUUUCCAUCAUCUAUAUUGGUAAAAGAUCCAGAGAACAGUCAUAUUAUUCGACCUCUGGAAAAGCAACAUUUUCAAUGAAAGGUUGCUCAAUUGUACAAUUGUACACCGAAACUGUGAGCCUUGAAAAUAUCGUUAAGUUAUCGCGGGAGUAAUGAAUUUUUUUUUAUUUCUAUGAUGGUGAGAGAGUGAAAAAUACACACAAAAAUAUCACGUCUAUUCAUCUUCUUCGAUAUGAUACUACAAAUAUCCACUGCACAGUGCCACAUGCUUUUAAUUGAUAAGAAACACACUGAAAAAAGCGUUUUUACAUGGAUGUGGAAAACAAUUGAAUGUAAACACAAAUGUUGACGUCACGAUUCGAGAAGUAGCUAUGGUAGCGCAGGCUAUCACGCACAUUACGGUCGCAAACUCCAUCAUCUUCUUCUUCUUCUUGCGUCAUUUUUAUUAGUACUUAGUUGAGAUUUCUAUGCCAAAUAACACGCCUUGAAUGCAUUCUGAGUGGCAAGAUCUAGAAUACGCGUGAUCACAGUGCAAGUCGGAGGAAAUUUCUUUGAAGAAAAAUUCCCCCGACCAGAACGGGAAUCGAACCCGAACACCCGGCAUGUUAGUUAUGACGCUAAUCACUCGGCCACGGGAGCACAGAAAAUGGAGAGAUGAAAAUGCAGAGAUGAGGAGAAACUCCAUCAUCUGCUCCACCUAUAAUUCCUGCUCAUGGGAUUCGACCGAUUCAGCAAUAGCUCGUACUAUACAAAGAGGGAAUAUAAAGUCAUUUACACAGUGUGAUUAGCUGAUCAACAGUCUAAUCGAUACAGAAAAGAAGAGACAAGUUCCCCAUUUGUCUAUAAUUUUGCAACUUAUUCGCAUUCAUUUCAAACCUUUUCAUAAAUAGCUAAGCCAACUUGAAAGCUUGUGUUUUGUGAAUGUCCCCUGCAAAUUAAAAAUCGUUACGCUUGCAGUCAGAUAUAUCUCAGAAUCGGCCUGAUUCAGAAUAAAACAUUACCAGAAUGAAAUGUUCUGUAUUUAUUUUAGUUUCAAUUUUAAUUUUUUUUUUAAUUUUCUCGAACUAUUCAUUGAUGAGGAAAGCAUCUAUGAUAAACGCGAGGAAAGCUUUCGAAACACCAUUCGCCGAUUGACAUUCAAGUACCUAGCCAACCUUUAAGCAGAACGAGACAUUAUCCUGCUGAUCCGAUCUAUGCUACGAAAAAGCAAUGCCACGAGCAAAAUACCGAACUUUGAUACUAUAAAACAAACUUCCGUUGAUUCAGAGGUGUUUGGCGCGCAUCAAGAUGGCUGUAAGCUUCAAAACCUUUAAAGUAUCUAGCAAUAACAACUUCCCUGCGUCUCUCCAUCUUUGAACACAAAGUGCACAUGGACGCAAUACUGUCACUUCCAAUCAGGUCCCUGUCACUUCUCACUAAGUCCCUGUCAUUGACAAAUCGGCACUCAAUAGUUAACCUACUGUUUUUCAAGUUGCACCGUAUUUAUGCUGGUUCAAUAUACACUAUGACAAUUUUCUAUAGCCGCACACACAUUUUAGGCUAAUACGUGAACCUGAUAUAAGAUUUUUUUUUCAGUCUUCCAGCCUCCUGGGCUGGUUCUCCUAUAUAAGAUUGUAGAAAUCGUUCAGACGCAACUUAUUUCAGAUGUACUUGAUGAUAGAAUUCAUAAAAUAUUUGCUAUUUUGACGCAGGACUAUGUUUCAUUUCUGUACUUGGGUGUAAGUUCAAAAGUUCUAAAACGUGAGUUUUACGUUGGAGGGGCGAGGAUUUGAGCGUUGAUUGCCGGCCUCACGGCGUGGUAUGAUAAUCAGUUCGUUCAAAAUAUAAAACGUUUAAGAGUUAUAGGCUUGUUACUUAUUGAACUGAAAACUUAUUUCAAUAGUUCCAAAUCUGCUUUGAAAACAGUUUAUUGGAACCAUAAAAAUCUGUAUUAAACGAGUACUAGUCCUCGGAAAUCCACUUAAUAAUGAUUGUGCAGUGGUUGGAGCAUAUGCUCACUCCCAGUCGAAUACUCUCCCAAUCUCGUUUCUAUUCUGCUGCUUUCAUCAACCAGUUCUAAAGAGUUUAAUUUUAUGUGUUACCCUGUAUCAAUUAUUUUUCAAUACUUAUACUUAUUCAAUCACACACUUACAAGAAGGACGUUUCAAUCCAUACUUUCAAAAUAUCCAUCCAUUCAUUCAUUAAGGAUUGGUUCAGUUGAAACUAAUUCAAACAACGGUAGUCCUACGUCUACCUUGCGGUUAUAUCCCAGGUAUAACCCACCCCUGGUUUUAUUGGAAAUUUUCUGAAUAUUUCAUGAAACAAAAAAUUGAAUAACUGUGAAACGUCAAGCGUUAUCUAAACACCCUAAUUGCUACUAUUUGAUUGUCAUGAUUUACAGUUUCCAUCAACACAGACUUCAAAAUCAAUGUGCCUGGGGAAACCCACUUUGCAAAUAUAUGCAAGCUGCGAGUACUUUUGUACUCACUUAUCUUUGUGCAGACUGGAAUAUGUUUCCCUAACACGUACUGUUAAACUGAGAAGCCUUGGAAAAUCGUCAUUCUGAUACUAGAGGCGAAUGAAUUUUUAAGUUUAAAGCUUAUAUAGUAUAAAAAGUAGAAAUUGAAGUUGUUGAUUCAUGCAAGCCGAGGGUUUUUCUGUACCCGCAUGCUCACUGAAUUUCUACAUAGCAAUUGUUGAAACACCUUACUAACAACGCAAAUAUGUUGAAUGUAAUUGAAUUCGAAAAUUGUUUUAUCCAAUCAAUAAUUUGAUCAAAACAAACAAAUGCUUACUAAGCCAACGGUAGCCCCACGUCAACCUUGCGGUUAUAUCAUAGAUAAAACAUACCCAUGUUUUCCGUGAUUUUUUUGCGCAAUAUUUUUACGCGACUCUAUCGCGAUUUUUGACGUAGGACUACGUUUUUCAUUUCUAUACCCAGGUUGUAAAAACAAAGCUUCGAAAACGAAAGCGUUACGCCGGAGACCUAGAUUUUGAGCGUUAAUAGCUCCUAAACAAUUGAACGAAAAGGUAUGAUAAACACUUCAUUCGAAAGAUAAAAUGUCUACGCGUUACAUACUUGUUACUUUUUGAUCCAAAAACUUGUUUCAGUAGCCUUCAAAUUUCUUUCAAAACAGGCUAUUGAAAUCACCAAUCGGUAUAUAAGUGAGCGCUGCUCGGAAAUCCACUCAGUUAUAAUUGAACAGCGAUUAGGGUACCAUCGUAGGAAUGAAUGGAUUUUUCCCUAACACAGACAUCAAAACCAUGGAGCCAGGGGAAAUCGGCAUUGCAAAAUAGAUACAAGCAGCGGGUACUUUUGUACUCGUUUGCGGUUUUGCAAAUUGGAAUGUUUCCCUAACACAAAUCUCAAAACCACGGAGCGUGGGGAAAUUGGCAGUGCAAAUGAGAUCCAAGCUUCGAGUAGCGGGUACAAAUGCAACGCUUUGGCUCGGUUAUUCAAGACUGCAUGCCCCUCCAUGUUGCCAGUUCACUGAACUUCUACGCAUACCGUUUGAUGAUUAGGCAAAAUGUUGAUAACUAUUUGCUGUGAUGACCACUACCAUAAUGCAUGAAUUGACCUAAAUUGGUAUUUGUUUGCAAUUGAAUUCGUACAUUGUUUCAUUCAUUCACUGGCUUAAUCAAUUAUUGCUAAUUGAAGAAAACAAAAAUAAUUACUAAGCUAACGGCAGUUCUACGUCAACCUUGCGGUUAGAUCAUAGGUAUAACCCAUCCAUAGUUUUUUACACGACUUUCUUGAAAUUACGCGAUCUGCCUACCUUUGCCUUGUUGCGAAGAGAAAUUCUGCGAGCGCGCGUGCGAGUGGGAUUGUGACGAGUGCGCGCCGAUGGAGGGGCUAUCUUUUUUGACGUAGGAUUGCGUUUUUCGGGAACAUAUUGGGGGUACAAAUUGAUAAACGAGAAUCGAUCGCAUCGUGAAAAUUAUCCGAUUUCAAACGCUUAUUGUUCAGUCAUUUCAUGAUGAGAUUUUUACGCGAUUGGCUCAACAAAAUCGCGUAGUAUUUUUUUUGCGCGCAUCCAUCAGUCGCGGAAGGAAGAAUUUAGUGUAUUUAUUAUAUACGGUUGAAUCAAUCGCUAUGAGUGUGGAAAUGAGGAGCGGCUGUAGAAAAUAGCCGCAGUGUUUUGUUGUUCACUUUUAACACUCGAUAGAUAAAAUACCUCUUCUCCUUCGCACACGCUACUUUUGUUUCAUUGUUCACACUGAAGCAAAGUUUUGAAUCGUUUUCAGAACGAAUGGAAACAUUAUUUCAUUUGGGCAGUGUAUAUUCAACUAUAUGUUUCGUUGUUGUAUUCGAAACGUACUCACUGAAACAAACCAAAGUGUGACCAGAGAUGCUGAAAUUGGCCGGUAGUUCGCUGUCAUCAUUUUAUAGAGAACGAUAGAGACCCCCACAGAAGUAAUGUUAACUAAAAUUCAUUGUUUCAAUUUUCUAUCAUACAUACAAGAUUGUUUGUUGAUUUUUUUCUCGUCUUAUUCGUAUAACUUUAUUUAUCAUCAUGUAAUUUGAAAAAACUCGGCUGAAUAUCGCAUUCUGGUAAAUUAAAUUCUUGUAAAAUACAUUCAACAGAAUGUUUUUUUUCGGAUGAAUCAUUUUCGGGUAAAUGUUAUAUAGCAUCUUCACACACCUGUAGAGACACGUACACACUGUCAUCAUAAUGUCACGUAACUCAAACCAAUAGGAUAAAUAAUGUUUCGCCACUAAUUUUUACACGGAUUACACUUUUUCCCUCAAUCAAAUAAGAAAACAGAGAGAACCGUUUCAUUUCCGCUUUACCCACAAACUCACACACAGUUCCCUUCAAUUAGGAGAAGGCUGAGCAUUUUGCAUUUUUAGAAUUUUUACAACAUGAGGAUGGAAAUUUUCUCUACAUCCAAAGUGUCCCGAUAAGAGGCAAAACCGACAAUGAGAAAGAGUAGUGAUUUUCUUACAAUUAUCCGCUUGAAGCUUCUAAAUAGAGGAAAAAAGAGCGAGAGACGGAAACGAAACAAUAAUCUAUUGAUUGUGAGCUAUCAAGCUAGAAAGCAAAAAUCAUAAUGGCAAAUGAAAUAGUUCGUACUUACGAGCAAAGCGCGUUUAGUGGUGUAGAUUAGAGGACAAUUCAACAGAUAACUCACACACAGUUGCGAAACGGAGUGCGUCACCCAACUACUAACGCAUCAUCAUCAUCAUAGAAGAAUCUGCACAAGAAUAACAACAAAUCAGCAAAUUAACGUAGAUUACAUAACAUUAUAUCACUAUCAAUCGUGUGAGUGUGCAAAAACUAACAUAAAACUAAACGCUUGCAAGCAAAGAAAAAUAAAACAUUUGGUGAAUGACAUUCAACGCUUACUAUGACUGUUUAGACGUGUUUAUUUUACGAGAUAAACUUAGAAUGAAGAAAAAAACAAAACAAAACAAAAGAAACGCAAUCAGUGUUGCCAAGACAUAUGUGCCGUAGGUCAUCCUCGUUUUCGAACGCAUGUAAUGCAAGCAAAAUUUGACAUACCUUUGGCUAGACUCAUUUACGGUCGGAAUAAAACCAAACCCAUUGACACAUGCAGAGACGCACAAGAUGAGGCGCGAAUAAUUGUAAAACAUUUCCAACUAUCAUCAAUUUACUGUGACAAUAGUAAACGGAUAAGAAGAAGGAGAAGAAAAAAAAACAAGUUAUGUAACGUAAACACAAGCAAACAUUUGAAACGAAACGAAAUUGAAAACCAAGGUGGAUCAAUUUUGAACUGAACUAAUAAGAAAAAAAACGGGAAAGUAAAUUAUCUAGUAUUCAAAUGAAACUAUACGCAUUUUUGAGAAACAACUAUCUUCCUUGAAAAAGUGAGCUCGGUUUUGUUUUUCUUUUUUCCCUCAAUGUUUGUUAUAAACAAUCAAUUAGAAGAGACAGCAAACUUCAAUGCUAUAAAGUAACUAAAUAAAAUAUCGAUCAUCGAGUAACGAGAUACACAAGCAACAUAUCCACGGAACUCAUAACAGAAACCUAUCAAUUGGAUCCCACGAAGUAAAAAGCAACAAAAAACCAUACAUUUAUUCACAUAUCGAUUUACUUCCUAGGUAACGAGAACAGUUGGAGAAUUGAUCAGUCCAAUCGCGCCCAUAACGGAAUCGAUUGGAAUGGACGAGCUUUUGUUUCGUUUGACCGGAGUGACGAUCAACCAUUGUUAUAGUAAAAUAAACCUAGAGAAAAUAUAUGUUUUAGUCGAACCGUAGCAAAAAUAUAAACUAGCUUACCGUACCUUAGUUCUGACAAACCGUUUUCGUUCAGCUGAUGAAGAAUACAGUCACAAGUUUAUGAAACAACAAGCAACUAGUGUUCAUAAUUCGUAUCGGUACCUUAUCGUGGCUGCCCGGUGGCAACCCACGGCAAACACGAAUUCGUUCGUUAUCGUAGAAACCACACACACACACACACAAUGUAUCACGGAUCACAAAAUUGCAUCUGUGUUACGAUUGCAGCCGGAACUCUUAACGGCAGCGUAUAUUUGACUUCUCGGUGUAAAUACAUAAACUACAAUUGGUAUUGGAGAACUCGUCAGCCAAAACAAGGACUUAUUACAACAUAACCCUAGGAACCAACCACACCCACACCUAUGAAAGCUACUUCCAGUGCUUCUGACGUAUUCUACCAUUCCUCGGUUAUAGCUCGGCAGCAUAGCGAGCCAGAAGUAUCGAAUCCAAAACCCGUUUUACAAGAACAAAAAAAAAACAUUUACCUAAUAUACAAGAAAAACCAAAAGUCUAUACAUGUAUAUUGCAAACCUCUAUUAGAAAACAAACAGAUCAACUAAGUCAAAUGAAAUCAGAUAAUAGUAUAGUUAUAAAUUGAAUAGAGAAAGUGUAGUGGACUACUUUCCAAAACCACUCCCGCAGGGUAUAGCCGUCGUCGUGUAUACCUUGAAGUAGGACAUUUUUAAUCGUGAACCAAAUUAAAAACCAAAACCUAACGUAGACAAAGGUAUGCAGCUCUUAUUCUAGCGGAAAAAAUUAUUUCGGUUCAGUUCAGCCUUUUUUGUCUGUAAAUAUUUUUAUUGAAAGUUGAAUAUGAGAAUAAAAAAACCCACAAGUCGAGUUAAAACAAAUAUCAUCAUUACAAUAUAUCAAAAGACAGGAGAGCUAAAAGUAUAAGAGAAUUUAAAACCUAAGAUUAUGAAACACAACAAAAAAAAAACACUAUAGGAAAUAAAUUGAAUUAAACGGAAACAGAACAAAAAAAUAAUCGAGCAGCAUAAAAAAAUCACUGUAACUUUGUCCGUGUGUGUAUGGUAUAAACACUAAAAAAAUAUAUAUUUUAUCAUAUGCGAUGGAAACGAAGUUGAGUCUUCGUACGAUGGAAAUGGUGGAUAGCAUGAAGAACAGAAUUAUCAGCAGCAGGGAAUGCAUCGUUUUGGAGAACAGCUUAGAAGCAGUAGAGGCGAGGAGACUUUUUACGAUACGAGCAAUGAGAAUGCAAGAGAAACUCAUAAGCAAAGCAAACUUGCAGUACAGGCAAAUGAAGAAAUUAGCGGAAUAGAGUGUCAAGAAACAGCAGCAGCAACAAUGAGCAAGAAGAGAGUGGAGAAAAUAAAACUAUUUCAAUACAAAGACGAGCAA
Messenger RNA from Toxorhynchites rutilus septentrionalis, 15922 nucleotides. RefSeq lists its product as uncharacterized. The record is from RefSeq and is a predicted model, not a curated record. Lineage: Eukaryota; Metazoa; Arthropoda; Insecta; Diptera; Culicidae. Gene Ontology annotation, molecular function: protein binding. Bases 1610 to 2620 code for a protein of 336 amino acids. The transcript has 8 exons.